AGUAAAGGUGUAUGCCAGCACGUCCAGCCUUGUCACCGGCUCUUCCCGUCCACUCGUACAUACGAUCCUCUUCCUGGCCAUUCACAUUCCUCAUACAGGGAAUGCUCACUUGAGCCCUUCCACUUCAGCCCCUUUGCCAGCAUCAAGCCAUUCACAUGUGGAGUCAGAUUCUAGUCUGGGGCCAUUUUGGUUCCACCAGAAUCCUGCCAUACAUAUUGCCUCCGUCUUUAUCCAUACCCAGUUCUCCCAGUGCUAGCCACUCCUUUUACUCCCAGAAGCAUGCUUUGGAGGACAGCAACCAGCACUCCGGCUGUGGCUCUGGUUUAUGGGCUGCCGUAGGGAAGGCCAGGCUGAACUGAGAAAGACAAGUGGGGAUGACCUUGGCCGACUUCUGGGUAGGAGCCCUUGGCAAGGCAAGCCAGUGUUGAGUGUGACUGAAUUCCCAGUCUAGUCUCCCUAUAGUCUCAGGCCUCUGGGGACAAUGUUUAGGCCUUCCCGUGAAGGGCUGUCUGUCUUGGUUCCUAUAUCUCAGCCAUCCAGUUCAUCAACACAGCCUCCCAAGAUAGAGCCAAACGAAGCCCACUUGAUCUCUGGAGCCUCCUAGGAGUAAGUGUUCCUUAACAAGGUCACCUGAUGUGCUAGGUCCUUCCUCAGCCUGUCCUACAUGAAGUCCUGUGGACACUCCCAGGAGCCUCAGCAGUAAAGAACUGGUUCCAUUCACUCCACCAUAAGACCAUUGGGCAACCCAGGGCAUAGUAUGGGAGGCCUCUAACUUGCUCCUGGUUUGGGGGGGGGGGUGAGGUUCUGGUCCUGCUACAACCUAACCAGCAUUGAUUAGAGAAGCAAAAGGCCUAAUCAGAAGAGUGCCCAGUGGAUGUGGUCUUCUGGCUGUCAGAACCACCUCCGUGCAGUCUCAGAGAGUAGGGCCCCAUGAGAGAACAUGUAUGAAUUAGCAGGGCCACGUUAAGGAUGCACUGUGACAGCUGUGCUUACUUAGCAGCAGAAUGGCUGUUUCUGGUUUCAGCCUAGACUGUGUGAGAGUUAACAGGCAGCAGGCCUUCCUCCCCGGCUCCUAAGAUCCUCAGAAGCAUACACUGAACUCCUGCCCCGGGUCUCUUUCCUAGUGAUUGGGUGCUACGCCUCCACUUGCUCUUGACCAGGGAUUCUAGAUCAACCUUUUGGGACCGGUGGGAUGCAAAGACAGACAUCGCUGGAUGUUCACAUCAGCAGUCAGCCCCUAAGUGCUUCUGGUAGCCACUCUAGCACCUGUAGGUGUUCAGCUUCUGCAGUUUAGCAUCAAUUCUGAUCAGGAAUAAGGAAAGAGGGUCAGAGAUAACCUUGUGUACCUAGGACAGCAGGCAUCUAGGAGUGCGGGGUUUACCUAUUUGGAGCUCAGGGAUGAAAUGACAGGCAAGUAAGGAGGUGUUCCUAACAGAGGCACCAACAUUUAGAAGGAGAAACUGAUAUAACUGUUCUACGGUGAAACUGGCAGAGUCCACAAGUCCAGGGAUUUUUCAACCUCCAGAUAAAAUUACAGCAGGCAAGUCCCUUAGAGCUGCAAUCUGAUGAGGUCAUAUUGUAGUUAGAGUGAAACCCCCUAUUUCACUAGUGUGAUUUCUGGGUUGGAGAAAGAAACUAGUCCUAACCUGAGGUGUUCAGAGAGGCCUGAGCCCAUAGAAGGCAAAGUGGAUAGCAUUCCUUAGGGGUGAGAAGAGACGCCAGACGCCAGAGUAGUUUAAGCCCUAAGCCAGCGAUAGACCAAACCCAAUGAGCUUACCUUAGGAGAGUGCAGGGCCUCGUGUCCACCUUGAAGGCCUUUAUCUAACCAACAGAUAAAAAAAUAAUAAAGGGAUUCUCCUGGGGGCUCCACAGUUGAGAAACCUAUCUACCCGCAGUGGAGCUUUGUCCUGGGGUGCAGACACCAUCAUGGCCACACGAUGGCAGCAGAGAACCACUAAUGGCCACUCCUACGGCCAAGUGGAUUGGUCAAAGCCAUCCAAAUGUGUUAGGUCUACCCGCAGUGCCCAGAAAUGUCUCACAAUCUCUGGAGGAAAGACAACAUUCACAAGAGCCCCUGUCUGGACGCUGUGUGGAGCGUAUUUCAGUUUUCUCUGCAUGACUAUCUUUAGACAUGUUGACUAUGGAAUGCUGGAAGGGUGCCAUGGCUGGCUUUGGGUUAUUUAGUUAUUUCUGGGCUGGGCCGUCCUACCCUGGGGAUGGAGGAAGAGCACAAACUGUAUUGGGAGCAUGCAUUAAGCCCAAGCUCUUGGUGGCCCUUGAGAUGCUUCUUCCGAAGGCUGGAUAUAAAAGGCCUUCUUUUAUACAAUACAGAGAGGAUUAGCAUGGCCUUGUGCAAGGAUGACACACAGGGGGGGUUGGGGAUUUAGCUCAGUGGUAGAGCGCUUGCCUAGUGCCCUGGGUUCAGUCCCCAGCUCCAAAAAAAAAAAAAAAAAAAAAAAAGGAUGACACACAGAUCUGUGAAGUGUUCCAUAUUUUUUUUUUUGAUGGUUUUAAAUGAUGCUUUAAGAAAAAAAGCUGGGAGGCUGGAGAGAGAGCUCAGUGGUUAAGAGCACUGACUGCUCUUCCAGAGGUCCUGAGUUCAAGUCCCAGCAACCACGUGGUGGCUCACAACCAUCUGUAAUGAGAUCUCAUGCCCUCUUCUGGUGUGUCUGAGGGCAGCAACAGUGUACUGAUAUAUAAUAAAUAAAUCUUAAAAAAAAAAAAAAAAGAAGCUGGCCACGAUGGCACACACCUUUAGUCCUACUUGGAAGGCUGAAGCAGGUGGAUCUCUGAGUUCGAGGCCAGUCUGGUCUACAAAGUGAGCUCCAAGACAGCCAGGACUGCACAGAGAAACUCUGUCUCUAAAUAACAAAACAAAACAAACAAAAAAUAGUCAUCCUAGGAUAAUACCAUCUCAACUCUGACAGGACGAAGGGGAGAUGAGGCAUUCACUAAGGCCAUGUUAGAAAGGGGAAGGAGGCGGUGAAGUUUGUCCUGGGUGGGGAGUAGAAAAGGUAGAAUUCCCCAGGCCAGACUGAAUCCUGUUAAACUCCUCCCUCCCCAGCUCUCUUGUCCUCUGCUACCCUGGGACUCACAACUGCCUAUGGCCACCCUGUGAAGAGUCCUCUCGAGCCCAGGUUCACUAACUAAGGAAGCUGCCUGGCUAAGAAUACCUCUUCCUCCUCAGGUAUUAAGAAGGUCCUCUUGCCACCAGACAGCGGCUGAGGCCCAAGUAAGGGAGACUCUCUCACUAACCCAUCCUGGAAAGAGGGCUCUGAAUUCCUAGGCGAGCGCUCUACCACUGAGCUAAAUCCCCAACCCCGGGGCUCUGAAUUCCAACCAACUAGAACUACAUCUCGUUUCAGAGACAUCGUGCCCACAAAGCAGGGUUCGGAGCAGAUCAGAGGUGUCCUGGAAAUCAUAGAGGUGCCCUCUCCCAUAUGGGGACACUGGAGGAGAGGCAUUUACCACCGUCACCCUCCCCUCCUGUCUUAUAUACGAUUUUCACAUCCUGGGGCCACAGUGACAGGAUUAGAGCCAGAGGGCUAGGUCUUCACAGAAGUUGCCUCUAACUAUUAUGCCCUCCCCUCCCCGGGAAAGGGGGCGGAGUGUGUGUCAGACUCCAUUAACCCUAUGGCUCUUGGCAGACAGAACACAACACACCUUCCCCUGACACGUCUCAAAAAUGGGCACAUGGAAAGAUGAUUUCCUUUUUGGAGCCCCCCACAUCACUCUGUCUUGUGUAUUCCUGGUCUCCGUUCCCCACAUGAUGGACUGGUGCCUGACGGUGUUCAAGGAGCCAGAUUGUCCUGCAGCGUUCUAACCUCAACCAGGUGGAUUAUGGGGGAAUAGGAUGGUGUAGGAAUACCCCUUCCCUAGUCACUACAACAGCCUUCUCACAGCUGAAAAGAGUCAGACGGAGCUGGAAAGAAAGCAGGGCCUCCAACAGGGCUCCGCCCUAGCCCCACCCCCAAUCCUGCCGCACCCACAGGGCCCACCUCUCUUCGACUUUGAUCCAAGUAGCUGCGGCAGCGGCAGCUAGAAGCAGCAGCUGGGGCCCCAGGUGAAGUGAUCGUGCCAUUGUCGUGCCCGUGAGUCCACAGCCAGGUGCUCAGACCACAGGGCAGAGAGAAAAGUUGGGUUUGCCAGGGACCAGGGCAGUGGGUCAGCUGCCAAGGAGCUUUCAGUGCCGCUGCUUAACGCUGGUCUCAGCUCGGACCCAGAGUCUGGUUCAAUCAAGUCCUGGACCUUCUGGGAUUCCCAAGAGGCCCCAGCUCAAUGGGGCUGCUUCUGCCGCUGCUACAGGCCUCUCUACUGCUGAUGCUUCUUUUGCGGUUGCCGGAGGCGUCUACCAACCUGGACUGGCAGUGCCCACGAAUACCCUUCGCAGCCUCCCGAGACUUCAGUGUUAAGUACGUGGUCCCCAGUUUCUCCGCGGGAGGCCGGGUACAGGCCACGGCAGUCUACGAGGACAGUAAAAAUAGUGCGGUGUUUGUGGCCAUACGCAAUCGCCUGCACGUGCUUGGGCCUGACCUGCAGUAUAUAGAGAGCCUGACCACUGGCCCUAUUGGGGACCCUGGCUGCCAGACUUGUGCGAGCUGUGGUCCAGGCCCUCAUGGACCACCAAACGACACAGACACAUUGGUGCUAGUGAUGGAGCCGGGUUUGCCAGCCUUGGUCAGCUGCGGCUCAACCCUACAGGGCCGCUGCUUCCUGCAUGAGCUGGAGCCUCAGGGGGAAGCCUUGCACUUAGCAGCUCCAGCCUGCCUCUUCUCAGCAAGCAAUAACAAGCCUGAGGCCUGCACUGACUGUGUAGCUAGCCACCUGGGCACUCGUGUGACCGUGGUGGAGCAGGGCCAUGCUUCCUACUUCUAUGUGGCAUCUUCACUAGACCCAGAGUUGGCCGCUAGCUUUAGCCCACGCUCAGUGUCCAUCCGUCGUUUAAAGUCUGAUACGUCUGGAUUCCAACCAGGUUUUCCGUCGCUGUCUGUGCUGCCCAAAUAUUUGGCCUCCUACCUCAUCAAAUACGUUCAUAGCUUCCACUCAGGAGACUUUGUCUACUUUCUGACUGUACAACCCAUGGAUGUCAGAAGCCCUCCCAGUGCCUUGCAAACGCGUCUGGUCCGGCUCAAUGCUAUAGAGCCAGAGAUUGGUGACUACCGGGAGCUGGUCUUGGACUGUCACUUUGCACCUAAACGCCGUCGACGCAGUGGAGCCCCAAAGAGUCUACAGGCCUACCAAGUGCUUCAGGCAGCCCACUCUGCUCCAGUGGACGCCAAACUGGCUUUGGACCUGAGCAUUUCAGAGGGCCAGGAAGUGCUUUUUGGGGUUUUUGUGGCUGUCAAGGACAGUAGCUCUGGCCCCAACUCUGUUGUGUGUGCCUUCCCCAUUAACCACCUGGACAACCUGAUUGAAGAGGGGGUAGAACGUUGCUGUCACCCUUCUAAUUCUUCUCUCUUGACGAGGAGGAGAGGCCUUGACUUCUUCCAGACGCCUAGUUUUUGUCCUAAUCCGCCUGGUGCUCCCAGCUCCCGGUGCCACUACUUCCCUUUGAUGGUCCACGAUAGCUUCACACGUGUGGACCUCUUCAAUGGACUGUUAGGAUCAGUGAAGGUCACUGCACUGCAUGUGACGCGCCUUGGCAAUGUUACAGUGGCCCACAUGGGCACGGAGGAUGGGCGUAUCCUACAGGUAGGUCCUUCCCUCAGUCACCUGGUCCCGCAGUCCUGUCCCCUGCCCCUGCUAUUUUUCUCAGAGCUGACCUGUCUGUCACAGGUGGAGAUAGCCAGGUCACUCAACUACUUGCUGUAUGUGUCCAACUUCUCCCUGGGGAGCAGCGGACAGCCUGUUCACCAGGAUGUCAGCCGCCUCGGGAAUGACCUACUCUUUGCCUCGGGGGACCAGGUCUUCAAGGUGCCCAUCCAGGGCCCUGGCUGUGGUCAUUUUCUCACCUGUUGGCGUUGUCUGAGGGCACAGCGUUUUAUGGGAUGUGGAUGGUGUGGAGACCGGUGUGGCCGGCAGAAGGAGUGUCCAGGCUCCUGGCAACAGGACUACUGCCCACCUGAGAUCACUGAGUUCCAUCCCCACAGUGGACCUCUAAGGGGCACUACGAGGCUCACCCUAUGUGGCUCCAACUUCUACCUGCGACCCGAUGGUGUGGUACCUGAGGGAACACACCAGAUCACUGUGGGCCAAAGUCCCUGCCGACUGCUGCCUAAGGACUCUUCAACCCGUAGGUCAGGGUCGCAAAAGGAAUUCAUAGAGGAACUUGAAUGUGAGCUAGAACCCCUGGAGACCCAGGCCGUGGGAACCACAAAUAUCAGCCUUCUUAUCACUAACAUGCCAGCAGGCAAGCACUUCCGAGUGGAAGGCGUCUCUGUGCGGGAAGACUUCUCUUUCAUGGAGCCAAUGCUGACAUCAAUAAAACCCGACUUUGGCCCACGGGCUGGGGGUACCUAUCUCACCCUUGAAGGCCAGAGCCUGUCUGUCGGCACCAGCCGAGCUGUGUUGGUCAACGGAACUCAGUGCCGGCUGGAACAGGUCAGUGAGGAGAAGAUCCUGUGUGUCACGCCUCCUGGAGCUGGCACAGCCAGCGUCCCCCUUCGUCUGCAGAUAGGGGGUGCCGAGGUGCGUGGCUCCCGCACCUUUCACUACAAGGAAGACCCUAUUGUGUUGGACAUCAGUCCCAAGUGUGGCUACAGCGGCUCCCACGUCAUGGUCCACGGCCAGCAUCUGACUUCAGCGUGGCACCUCACAGUAUCAUUCAACGAUGGACAAAGUAUAGUGGAGAGCAGGUGUGCAGGGCAGUUUCUGGAACAGCAGCACCAGUGUCGUCUGCCUGAAUACAUGGUCCGAAACCCUCAGGGGUGGGCAACAGGGAAUCUGAGCCUCUGGGGGGAUGGGGCAGCCGGCUUCACGUUGCCUGGUUUCCGCUUCCUGCCCCCACCCAGUCUCCCCAGAACUGGCCCAGUCCUGCUGAAGCCUGAAGAGCAUUCAGUUAAGGUCGAGUAUAUUGGGCUGGGCGCUGUGGCGGACUGUGUGACGGUGAACGUGACCGUGGGUGGUGAGGUCUGCCAACAUGAGCUCCGGGGGGAUGUGGUGAUCUGCCCUCUGCCACCUUCCCUGCAACUUGGCAAGGAUGGUGUCCCGUUGCAGGUCUGUGUAGAUGGUGGGUGUCACAUCCUGGGCCAGGUUGUUCGGUCAGGCCCAGGCAGGGCUUCACAGAGGACACUUCUUAUUGCUCUUCUGGCCUUGAUCCUGCUCGUGGCUGGGCUGGCCAUCGCACUGGUCUGUAACUCCCGAAGACGGAAAAAGCAGCUAGUCCUUACUCCCAACCUGGAUGACCUGACAUCCCGGGAUCUGUCUCCCAGAGCCAUGUCCCUGUCUAUAUUCCGCUCUGGCUCUGACUACAGAAAUGGCCUUGCUUCCAGACCUCCAAACCAUGAAGAAUCUUCAGAGGGUCAGGAUGGGACAAGUGUCCCGCUGCUGCGGACAGACUCUAUCCGGCUCCAGGAUCUGGACAAGAUGCUCCUAGCCGAGGUCAAGGAUGUACUGAUUCCCCAUGAGCAAGUGGUCAUCCAUACUGACCAAGUCAUUGGCAAAGGCCACUUUGGCGUUGUCUACCACGGAGAAUACACAGACGAAGCACAGAAUCAGAUCCACUGUGCCAUCAAGUCUCUGAGUCGCAUCACGGAGGUACAGGAGGUAGAGGCUUUCCUGCGGGAGGGGCUGAUCAUGCGUGGCCUCCAUCACCCAAACAUUCUGGCUCUCAUCGGUAUCAUGCUACCCCCAGAGGGUCUUCCCCGCGUGCUGUUGCCCUAUAUGCGCCAUGGAGACCUGCUCCGUUUCAUUCGCUCCCCUCAGAGGGUCAGUGCUCAGUGUCCAGGGUGGGGGGUUUCUGCCAGCACCCACCUCUGCCGAUGCUCACCAGUCUCCUCGUGUCCCCAGAACCCCACUGUGAAAGACCUCAUCAGCUUUGGCCUGCAGGUAGCCUGUGGCAUGGAGUACCUGGCAGAGCAGAAGUUCGUGCACAGAGACCUGGCUGCUAGGAACUGCAUGCUGGACGAGUCGUUCACAGUCAAGGUGGCUGACUUUGGUCUGGCACGUGGCAUCCUAGACAAGGAAUACUAUAGUGUUCGACAACAUCGCCAUGCUCGCCUACCUGUCAAGUGGAUGGCACUGGAGAGCCUUCAGACCUACAGAUUCACCACCAAGUCUGACGUGUGGUCAUUCGGUGUGUUACUGUGGGAGCUACUAACACGGGGUGCCCCGCCCUACCCCCAUAUUGAUCCCUUCGACCUCUCUCACUUCCUGGUUCAGGGCCGCCGCCUGCCUCAGCCUGAGUAUUGUCCCGAUUCACUGUACCAGGUGAUGCUUCGAUGCUGGGAGGCUGAUCCAGCAGCACGACCCACCUUCAGAGCCCUAGUGCUGGAAGUAGAGCAGGUAGCGUCCUCACUGCUUGGGGACCACUACGUGCAGCUGACCGCAGCUUACGUGAACGUAGGCCCCGGCGCGGUGGAUGAUGGGAGUGUGUUUCCGGAACAGGGGCAGUCCUCGCCCCUGCAUCACAGGAGCACGUCAAGGCCCCGGCCCCUCUCAGAGCCACCUCUGCCCACUUGACUAAAGCCCUAAGUAGGCCACAGGAACUAGACCUGCUAAGUGGCCUUAAGCUAAUUCCAGGCUGCCUCUGGACCUAUGACAAGCUGCAGCACGUAAAAACCUCCACUCUUUAACUUUCCGAGGCUACUGAAGGUGGAAAACGGGGCUGUUUGAGCCCCUCGUUCCAGCAUGAACCAGUGUAAUUUUUGUAGCAUGUAUUUAUUUAAUGUUUGUUUUGUACCUGUUUCUGAAUACGGAGGAUCCAGCAGUGAUCACAGAGAUCCUACAGUGUAAAAUACUAUGAAUGAAUGAAUGAAUGAAUGAACAUUCAAGCACAAGUUAUGGUGUAUGCUGUGAAAGAAAGGGACAUUGAGGGAAUGGAGGAUUGCUUUAGAGAGAUGGCUAGAACGGCGAGGGAGGCAGUAGUUUUGCCGCAGCUCUUUCAGGGUGGGGAUAAUCUAUUAGAAGCUGGGUUGGGGUUACAGAUUUUGGGCAGCGUAAGUAGUAUGUGCAAAGAUUCUGUGGCUACAAAGGAGCUGGCUCAGUCCAAAGGCUCCAGAGCACAGGGAGGAUGAACGUGCCCAGAUUCAAUUAUAGGACCUUAUGACUGCUGGAUGAACCAAGCGGGUAGGUUGAUUGUCGAAGAAUGCAACAUUCAAGAUGGCUUCUUCCCGGGCUCAAACACUCCACUGCUCCUCCCUUGCCAGUUUCUCCCAGGGUCCCUAGGUAGUACACAUACAUGCACAUAUGCUGUCAUGGUAUAUAUGGACUCGCCUGCCUGCCUUCCCUGCCAGCAUUGCAUUUGCAACCUUGAGAGGGAGGAUCUCACCGAGAGGCAUCCGCUCUGCACUUGCUAGGAGCAAACUCUGAAGGCCCAGCUUCUCCAUCUAUUUAUAUUCCAAGGACACUACGCUAUAGCUACUGCUGGAGGGGCAUGUUUGUCUAGAGAAAAGGAAAGCUCCACCUCCUACUGUUUCUCUAUACUCUGAGUACCACAGGGGCUGGAGUGUUGGAGAGUCUGGGAACGGGGUAUAGGUUUCAAUAGUAACUCUCCUUUGCUUAAGCCCCCCAUUGCUUUAUCCAUUCCUCUAGCUGGAUGACACCUAGGUCUGUAAGAAAGGAAAGCUUCCUUCACGGAGUAACUUAGAAAUGUUCUGGGGCUGGAGAGAUGGCUCAGUGGUUAAGAGCACCGAUGGCUCUUCCAGAGGUCCUGAGUUCAAAUCCCAGCGACCACAUGGUGACUCACAACCAUCUGUAAUGGGAUCCGAUGCCCUCUUCUGUUGUGUCUGAAGACAGCUGCAGUGUACUCAUACAUAAAUAAAUAAAUCUUUAAAAAGUAA
Messenger RNA from Rattus norvegicus (Norway rat), 9938 nucleotides. The record is from RefSeq and is a predicted model, not a curated record. Lineage: Eukaryota; Metazoa; Chordata; Mammalia; Rodentia; Muridae.